UGGGCGCACUGCACGACCGGCCGCACUAGCGCUCUGCCCGCGCGGUCCUCUCGCGUCUUCCUCCCUCUCGCCCGCACCUUCGGCUCCUUCGUUCGACUGCCACAGGAGUGAGAACGAGGGAAGAUGUGGAAGCUUCCAGCAGUGACGUUAUUCGUCUUGGCCACGUCCCUCAGCGUGGGGGCGGAGGCUCCUGAGGGCCAGGCCACGCAGAUCGUUCUGGAGAAGCUCAGAGACAAAGAAAACUACAACUCGGCAGUCAGGCCUUCUCCUCAUGGCGAUCCUACGGAGGUGAAGGUGCAAAUGUACAUCCGGGAAAUUGAUGUCGAUGAUGCAAACAUGAAAGCUGACUUCGACCUCACCUUCAGGAUGGUCUGGAAUGACCCACGCCUCACUUACGAUGGAGCAGGAGUCAGUUACGUCAACAUCCUCACGCCUCACUUGGCCUGGCUGCCCGACGCCUUCUUCAAGUACGCCAUCACCACGCAGCUGGAGUCCGUCUACCCUGAGAGCUACCUCAGGGUCUACCCGAACGGCCGCCUCAUCUACAGCACGAGGUUGUCGUUAAAGCAGAACUGCCCCAUGAACUUCGCUCGCUUCCCCCACGAUACCCAGGACUGCAAAAUCCAGGUGGCGAGUUAUGGCUACACGGCCAGCGAAGUCUUCUUCACAUUCGACGAGGAAGUCCAGAUCGGCAAGGAUCUUCACGUGGAGAAAUUCCACAUGGAGAACAUCAAGGAAAACAUGUUCUCUUAUUGCAACACGAAGACGGCUACUGGCGAAUACAGCUGCGUCCAGAUCGCCAUCAGCAUACGACGAGCUUUCGGCACGUACCUGCUGGAGUGGUACCUGCCCGUCAUCUUCCUCGUCAUCGUGGCCUAUUUCUCCUUCCUCAUCCCCGGAGACCAGUUCCUCGCUCGCCUCCUCCUCACCCUCAUUCCUCUCAUUAGCUUGGCCUCCUUCAGCUACAGCUUCAGGCAGUCGCUGGCCCUGGUACCCUACGUGCGCGCCCUCGACAUCUUCACCGGCAUCUCCCUCAUAGUCAUCUUCGCCACGCUCGUCUACGUCAUCGCCUGCUACAUCAAGGGAGGGCAGAAGUGCAACGUGGCGGCGGACGAAGCGCGAGCUCCGGACGAGGAGGCGCCCAAGGAGCUGAGCGACGAGCCCUCCGCCUUCCGCCGCGCGAUCAACAAGCUGACGAAGCGCGCCGAGUUCCUCUCCCGCUGCAUCCUCGUGGGCUUCUACGUCUUCUUCCUCUUCGUGUACUUCGCUGCCUACUGCGGCACUGGCUAAGGUCAGAGCUCCUCCUGCUACAGACGGCCGCCCACGGGGUGCUGACCAAUCGCCAAGGCACCGCGUACAAGAUAUACCUCGAACAUUUCCUACGAGACUGAAUUCCUGCAUAAAAAAACACCCCACCGAGAAACAGUGUUUAUGUCUGCCAUUUACCGCUUGCUUUAUAUCUUUGUUUAUAUGUUUUUGAGCCGUCUGUCAGUGAGAAAACAUCUUUGCAGAUUAAUGUUUCAAUAAAAUGCAGACUGUUUCAUUUUUUAUUGUUUUUUAAAGAUUAUGCGUGUCUGUUAAUAGUCUGAACAAAUAUUUGCUUUUGGCUUGUUUGUUAAAAGAUAAACAAGAGUGAUUGUGCUGCGGCAAAUCAUCUUUUGAUCAGUUCCAGAAUUUGUACUCUGGUUUUAUAAACUUUACAGUACUGCAGUUAGUUUUGCUAUUACGAUGAGUGAAUGAGUAUGGUGAGUUUUCUUCCAAGUAUUUUUAAUGAAUUAGUACAAAAAAGUGACAUUCUCGCGCUGCACAGCUAAGUGUUGUCAGUGUACAAUGUCAGUGUGAAUGCCGUGUCUUUUUUUCAAGGCAAAGAGGAAAGCUCUGUACUGUUACUGGUAAAGAUCACCUGGUGUAUGCCUGGUAUCAAUAAAUGUCUGAUUUUC
Messenger RNA from Penaeus vannamei (Pacific white shrimp), 1940 nucleotides. Lineage: Eukaryota; Metazoa; Arthropoda; Malacostraca; Decapoda; Penaeidae. The record is from RefSeq and is a predicted model, not a curated record.